GGGCCACCCACGCGUGGAGCCCCAGCCGCAGGCCCGAGGCCCAGAGGCACCUUGGACAUUUCUAAGUGAGACCCAGGGGUAGUUCCCGGGCAGCGGAGCUCGCCUCCCCAGGCGCCAAGGCCGAGCGCAGCUGAAGGGACCAAGGGGAUGUUGAAGCCAAAGGAUCUGUGCCCUCGGGCGGGCACUCGUACUUUUUUGGAGGCGAUGCAAGCUGGCAAGGUGCACCUGGCGCGUUUCGUCCUGGACGCCCUGGACCGCAGCAUCAUCGAUUGCCGGGCUGAGCAGGGGCGCACGCCGCUCAUGGUGGCGGUGGGGCUGCCGGACCCCACGCUCAGAUCCCGUUUCGUGCGGUUGCUGCUGGAACAGGGCGCGGCCGUGAACCUGCGAGACGAGAGGGGCCGCACGGCGCUGAGCCUGGCCUGCGAGCGGGGCCACCUGGACGCCGUGCAGCUGCUGGUGCAGUUCAGCGGCGACCCCGAGGCGGCCGACUCGGCGGGCAACAGCCCAGUGAUGUGGGCCGCCGCGUGCGGCCACGGCGCCGUGCUCGAAUUCCUGGUGCGCUCUUUCCGCCGCCUGGGCUUGCGCCUCGACCGCACUAACCGCGCGGGCCUCACGGCGCUGCAGCUCGCGGCCGCCCGCGGCCACGGGCCUUGCGUCCAAGCGCUCACGGGGCCCUGGGGCCGAGCUGCGGCUGCGGCGGCCGCCCGCGCCAGGGGCUCUACCUCGGACAGUCCCCCGGGCCGGCCCAGUGCCGCCCCAAGCCCGGAGCGUCGCCGGCCUAGCCCCCGCCGCCUUCCGCGGCCCCUUCUGGCCCGCUUCGCCCGGGCGGCGGGCGGCCACGGGGGUGAAACAGGUCCCGGGGGCAAGGGUUCGGGCCGGCAGAGAUCGCUGGGCAACGAGCGGCCCGAAUUUGGCCGCAGCAUGAGCUUGGCGCUGGGCUCGGUGACCGAGGAGGAGGCUGCGCGGGUCAGGGCGGCAGCUCAGCUUCCCCGGCCAAAUUCCCCUCCGGCCUCGGGCACCGGGAGGUGGCGCUCGCAGGAGCUGCUCGAAGGCAAGGCUCUGGCCCUAAUCAAGGCUCCCGGUGGGCUCACCCCCCACCCUGAGGGCGCCCCUGGGAGAGGCCGCCUGGGUCUGCGCCGUCGUUCUACUGCGCCGGACAUCCCCAGCUUAGUGGGGGAGGCGCAAGGCUCCGACGGCGGGCUGGAGCAGGAGCAGGAGCUCGACUCGCUGCCCCUCACCCUGCCUGACCAGCAGACCCCUUGGCAGGGGGGCACCGAGGCAGAAGCGGUGGUCUUGCAAGCCCAGCGGUGAAGAGGCCCCAGGGCGCUUCACCAAGGUUCCCCAAACCCAAAUUCUCCUGUGCUGGAUCCAUGCAACAACCCGGUUCCUUUUCCCUCUUGACCCUCCCACCUGUGAAAGGGCCAGAGUUGUCCUUCAUACAGGGCCAUCCAAGUUACCUGUAGCUCCCAGAUCUGCUUCUCCACCCCAGGCAUCCGCCAGAGUAGCCAUGGUCUCUGAACAGUCCCUCUGAGGGGCUUGCACCACUCCCUUUCCCUUUCCCCCAUGCCCCGUUGGUCCCCCCACUCCAAUCCUCGUCUCUGCCCUCCUUUCCAUUUUUCGUUUAGAUUUUCCACCUCCAUUCAAUGACCCAGCUUUCCCCUUUCAUUCUCUUCCCCUUGCACUAAAAACAAGGUGAAGAAAAACUGGGGCCCAACAGACUCAGGGCCCAGGGUCUAGAUGAACCCAAAGGUGUAAUAGCUUUGAGGGUCUUGGCCUGUAGUGAGACCUAGAAUCAUAGAUUGUUAAAUCUGAAAAAUAUCUUAGAACUCAUUUGCUCCAGUCUGUUCAUUUCAUAAAUGAGAAAACUGGGACCCAGAAGAAAUGAAGUGAGUCUCCCAAGGUCAUGCAGGUAGUGUCGGGGCCAGAAUUCAAGCUGAUAGCUCUUUCUUUAUUCCCUGAUCCAUUGCUGUUUUAGAUUACACCUUCCUGCUUCCUUAACCUUUAGCGUUCAUUUGUGCAAACGGUAGGCAUGCCAGCACAUUCUCUGUGCUGCAGCCAUAGCAUCUUGAGGUAUGGGAGAAUGCUUUCUCAGAAUGCUGGCAGCCAUCUGCCCCAGGUGAUUGCCAGCUUGAUCCAGGUAGGUCUAUGACAGUCCUUUCCUUGCACCAAUAGGGAUGGUGCUCCAGUCCCAGGGCAAGGGGAGAACAAAAGGGGGGUUCGGAGACCACAGGGACAAAAAAGCUCCUUCCUGAAUUCUGUCACUUUCUAUGAGUAGGCGGAGGUGUGUGGAGGGAGAAAACUCUAUGUCUUUAGUGACUAUGAAAGGGUAUUUUCCCCCUAAAAGCAGUUCACCAGGAAUGAAAAAACCUGGUCAGGAAUCUUUGCUAUUGUCCUCUCAUGUCUCCUAUACCACAGGAAUAUAGGUUUAGAAUUGGUAGGGACCUUAAGGGCCAUCCACUCCAAUCCCCUCAUUUUACAGAGGAGGAAACCCAGACCCAGAUCCAGAUGUUGAGAGGCUUGUUUAGGGGCAGAUAGCUAAUAAGUAUCAGAGGUCUUCCUGACUCCAAGUCUGGUGUCCUAUCUCCUAGGGAGUGUUGGGCACACUAGUCCUAGCUGCCAUCACCUCUGCCUGGGGGUCUGACUUCUCUGGGGGUCUACCGGUCAUACUACCAGACCACCCCAAGUACUCUUCCAAACUUUUCUUGUUCUAACCCUCCCCCGCCCCCAACAUCCACAUCCUAGCUACUGAACAGCCAUCAGGGGAAAACAACCAAACCUCUUUCAGUUUCCAUUGGAUCUGAAUUAAAUUUCUGAGGUAAUGGCAUCCAAAGGUUUAUAAAUUAACAUGCCUUUUAUACUCCUAUUUCCCUAGAUUUUUCACUUCACGAUUUCCACUUAUUUCUAAGAUGCUUAAAGGGGAAAUGUUUCCUUAGUGCUCCCCCCAACUUGUUAGCCCCAAACUUCCCCUCUCUCACCAUCUGCACAGAAGGUGUUCGCAUAGGUUUGUGCUUUAGAUUUGGGGUUGCAAGGCUUUGCUUAAUUUCCCCCUUUACUUUCCAAUAACUUCCAUUUGGAAGCUUGGUACAUCUAGCAGAAAGCAGCAGGCUUGAUUUGAGGUUUAAGAACCUUGACAAUGUCUCUCUAAAUAGAAACUCGGUGAGGGAGAUAAUUGACUGAAGUGUUUGUGAUGUUAAACUAAGAAGCAGUGAAGCUGGGAGCCCACACUAACUGCAGGUCCCCGUUUAAAUUACAUCAAACUCCCGCAAGAGCUGGAAGGAAGCUGCUAAAAAGUCUGCAGCUUCUAGCUGGGCUGUAGAUGGAGGGCAGAGCGAUGACGGAUGCUAGAAGUUGAACCCCACCAGGGAACCUACUGGUUAUGCCAUUCUGACCCCCACCUCAUCCCCACCCCCGUGGGACGUGGUCCAAUUUCAGCCCCAUUACCGACAGAUUAGUGAGUCAGAAGCAACUACCAAGAGGUGGUUAAAAGGUUCUUUCUCUCCUCUCCCCUCCUCUUUCCUCCUCCCUCUUCUCUCCUCCCUCAGUCUUCGCCCUCUCUUUUUGUUAGCCUAGACUAGUAUGCCUGUGCUUAAAUGCCGGCACUAGGACCCCGUGAGAGAGACUUUGCUGAUGGAACUUUUGCUACAAGGCUGAUGAGAAAGGUUUGUGGGUGGGUGGGGGUGGGUGGGGGUGGCAAGGUCUUUUUCUGAGUACAGAUUUGGGAAUACAACCUCCACCCUUGGGUUGGGAUUUUUAGAAAUCUGUGCUCCUGUGGAGAGUGAAGAGUUUCUGGGGGGAAAACUGUUUACCAAGGAGAAUUACCUUGAGGAGGGAAAGGAGGUUUUGAUCUCUCACCCUGAACCACCGGAAAGAAAGGGAUGGAGGAGGCAUCUCUUCUGUAUUGAUCCCUGUGUCUCUUCUGGAAUCCUUCUCCACACUCCCCCCGCCCCCUUGUGCACCAGUAGCCCUUGGAGGCAGAGAGCAGGAUCCACUUUCCAGAAGGCAGGCUUCCCACACCCCAAAUACCAUUUGCUCUGUCCCCAGGAGCCAGCCCAACCACAGUAUACUAUCUCCAAGAUGGUAGUGCCUAACCUUAUCCUGCCCUACCUGGCCCCACUCAGCAUCUGAUCUCUGAUGCCCCCUAGUGGCCGACAUGUUCCCUUCCUCAGCUUGGCCUCAAGGAUUCAGUCUAAUUAAAGAUUUGGAAGGAUUGAUCAUAGACCAUGGAGCCAGAGCUGGAAGGGACCUUAGAGUCAUUUAGUCCAACCUCCCCCAUUUUACAUCUGAGGAAACUGAGACCCAAAGAAAUAAAGUAACUUGCUCAAGGUUACAUAGGUGGUAAAUGACAGCAAGGAUUUGAACUAAAGUCUUGAUGAUCCAUUCCAUGGAUGGUUUUUUAAUCCCUCACCCCCUGAAUGUCUUAAUGCUUAUGGAUCCUUUUUUUCUAUUCUUAGGGAAGGGCGGGGGGUGUCAUCCAGCUACUUGAAGACAUUUUGUUGUGGUGAAAUGAGGGCUCAAAGAAGUCCCUCGAACUAAUCUAUUUGGGGAUGGGGGCAAGGGGCCUUGGGACACAGAACCUUUGACCAGAUAUCAUGAACAUUGUGUGUGACAUUCUCUUCUCUGUGAUUGUUCUCACCCUCCUACUGCAAAAAAACUACCCCUUUCUAGAACUUCUAGCACAUUAGCUUUAAUUUCUGGAGUGUUUCAACUUGGAGAAUUCCCAUUCAAUUUCUUCCUCUAAAGUCGAGGUCUCCAACUCCUCUCCAGUCUCCCCCCCCCCAAUUUUGCCAGCUUCUUUUUGGACCCUGGUUCUAUCUCAAAAUGGUCUGAGGGGGUGGGAGAACUACACAGCUCAACUGCAAACUGCUUCCUUCUGCUACUUGCUUGCUAAAUUGCUCCCUUUUUGACUGUUUAAUUUACAUAUCCAGUGCAAGAAUACAAUUUUUUUUCUCUCAUUGUUGAAACACAACUAAGCUUGGGCAAAUGCACUGUCCCAAGAGCUGACCCAGUCUUUCCCAGUGUAGUGGACAUGUAGCUUUUGGGUCAAAUGUCACCUCAGCCUUGGUUGACUGGGUAAACAAGGGUGCCUGCUAGUCUCUCAGAGUUGCCAAGAAAUUGCUUGAUGAAAGUGAUAUUUCUCAAAAACCACAGCGAGUCCUUCCUGUGUGCACAUAACUGUGUGUGGGGCGGACUCGUGUGUCUUACUUGUAUAACAUGUAUGGCUGGCUUGCUUUCCCUAUAACUUUUUGCUACAGCACAGCCAUCCUUGGAAAUUGUCAAGGUCACCACAGUUUGGUAUCCAGAAUCUCUCCUCUCUGCAGGCCCAAGGUUUCUAGAGUGGAGCUAGACCAUCUCCCUGAUCCUUUGUCCUUUAGGGCAUCAUUCCUAACCUGUCUGGUCCAGUGUAGGCAGGCAGCUUCCCCCAAACCAAAUGACACUGUUUUCAUUGUAAACUAAUCCCAAAUCCCUGGGGCUUGGUGUCCCAAAGUGGUUCUAGGUAUUGAUCAGUCUGUGGGGCUAAGUGACUCAUCCAUACCCUUCUGGAAGAAGAGGCUGUUUUGUAGAAAGAAGAUUAACUCAGAAUAAUAGUUAAUAAA
Molecule: messenger RNA, 5594 nt
Organism: Dromiciops gliroides (monito del monte)
Lineage: Eukaryota; Metazoa; Chordata; Mammalia; Microbiotheria; Microbiotheriidae
Gene: ANKRD63
Product: ankyrin repeat domain 63
Exons: 1
Coding region: 148-1311 (387 amino acids)
Molecular function (GO): protein binding
Source: RefSeq, a predicted model, not a curated record